AUGUCAGUUUUGCAGAAGAAUGUAGUGUUGGAUGCCAUCCACCACUGCAUCAAGGAGCACAGCCAGCUCAUCUGGAAGGAGGUGGCUAGCACUGGCAUCCAGGAGCUCCUGGCGCCCUUGAACCUGGAACUCAAGCAGCCUUUGGAGAAGACCUUCCUCUUCCACAUUUACGGGCUGAUCCUCAGAGAGAGUGCCAACGAGGAGCUGGUGAGAAGGCACCUGGCCGACCUCCUGGAGCUGUCCCACCAGUCAGCCAACCAGCGGGAGGGCAUCGCUGCUGCCAUCGGCAUCGUGUCUUCCUCGCACCUGCCGGCCGUCUGGGCCGCGCUGGAGCACCUGGGCCGCACCAGGUUCCUGCGGACCGCCUUCAUGUCCCCAGACUGCCAGCAGCCGGACCCCGACAGGCACUGGAGGUGGGUCGGUUGCACCUCUCUGCUCUGCUACGGGCAGAUGGCCCUGCACGCCAGAGAGCAGAUCCUGCCCUGGGUGGACAACGUCAUCUCCAGGAUGGUCUACUACUUCUCGUGCAGCUGCUACGACAACGUCCUGAAAACCAGCUUCCUCUCGGCCGUCAUCAUGCUUGUGAAAGCUCUCAAGCAAGAGAACAGUACCCGGAGCUACAAAUUUUCUCAGAUACCAGAGCUUAUCCAGUGCCUCCUGUGCAUCCUUCAGAAGGAGCCCAACUUCCUGGCCACCCUCUUCCGGCAAAAGAUCAUACUGGUCAUUGUGGGACUGAGCAACCUACGGCCCAGUCUCAAACCCGUGGUCAAGUCCAGGAUCCUGCAGACCUGUUUGCAGAGCCUGUUCAUGCUCCCACCCAUGGAGAAGUUGAAGAGCUGCUUACCUCCGCUGGACCCGGCCCCGGAUGUCAUGGUGCUGUACAAGAAAUCCAUGCAGGCGCUGGACCUGCUUCUCCAGAAUUUCAUCUCUGAGAACAAGAGCAUGGAUGAGAUGUGCUUCCUCCUGCAGCACAUGGAGCCCUGGCUGCAGUCAGACAAGAGCCAUGAGUGCAAGCGGGUGGUGCAGACCAUCUUCCUGCUCCUCAAGUACGUGGUGGACUACGUGACGCUCACCGAAGAGGCCACGCCCUCCCUGCUGGGCCACCAGAUAGGCCUGCUGGCGCUGCUGUGGCGGGACAAGGACCCGGUGACGCGGAGCCACUCCCACCAGUGCAUCUACCUGCUCCUCCAGCUCCUGAUCCAGCAGAAGGGGAGCACGGAGCAGUUCAUGCAUUUGAACAAAAUGAAGAACUUUGAAGCAAAGGCCCGCAGAGAGUCAGAAAUGAAGUUCUACAACAUGGUGAAGGCCUUGAACAGGAGCCUGACCGUGGCCCAGCACACACAGCUCAUCCUCACCCUCCUGGAAGGGCUGGGCAGCCGUAGCCGUCUGCAGUGCGACCUGGCCUCGCAGCUGCUGCUCGUGAUUUUCGAGGACCACGGCAUUAAGGUGGAGCAGGUGGCCGAGAUCCUGCAGGGCCUGUUCCAAGAACUGCCCUCUGUCGUGUUCAAGAGCAUCCUGCAGACCAUGAUGAGGGUGGUGACAGUGCUGGGGACUCAGCACACCGAGGAGACAGUCGAGGUGAUACUGUCCCUGUGUCACCCCUCUGACAGACAGGUCCUACCCCUGUGGAAGGCCCUGGCCGGCAAUACCCGGCUGGCCCGCAAGGUCCUCACCCUGCUCUAUGUGAAGCUGAAGCUGCGGCCCCCUAAGGAGCGCAUCAGGCUCAGCCAGCAGGCUGAGCUCAUCUCCUUGCUGGCCCUGGGUACCAUUUACGAGCUGCUGUACACCCGGGAGUACAAGGCCACGGUGCGCUGGGCCUUUGCAGGGAUCCUCGUGGGCCUGCUGACACAGCUCCAUUACCUGUUUGAGCUGGAUGCGGUGGAGGGCAUCUCUGACUACCAGGAGGACAUCUUGGAAAUGAAGCCCCUCAGCCCCUGCAGGACCUGCCUGGAGGCCCUGAAGGGUCUCUUCUGGACUACCAACUACUGGGAGGUGUUUGCCUACCUCAAGCUGUUGAGAGGCUGGGAGCUCUUUGAGCACUUGGAAACCUACACAGAGGGAGUGACCCUCUUGGCUAGGGCCAUGGCCCACUACGACUGUGAGGUCAAGGCUGUCUUGGGGCAGGCAGUCAUCUCCCUGAAGAGCUCCGAGGAACGGGACAACAUCGUGGCCAUCCUCAUCAUCACAGAGUUUGCCCUGGCGGCUGACUGUGCCAACCCUAAUCAGUUUCUCAACAGCCAAGAGCUCACCCAGUACAUAUCUCGGAGAACCAUGGACAACUUCCUGAGCCUGGGCCUGAACAACCCCAACCAGCUGGUGCGAGCCAUAAGCCUGAAGGGCCUCAGCAGCAUCCUGAUGCACCCCAAGAAGGUGGUGCUGCUCCGCAAUCGCCUGGCCGGGCUGCUGGACGGCUUCGUGAAGCCCGAGCCCAAGGACCUGCUGGGCCUGAUGGAGAUCCUGGGCAACAUCCUGCACCACCUGGGCACCCAGGGCGUCGGCGCCGCCAGCCUCAAGAUGGCCCAGCACCUGCUGCCGCUGUUCGAGGAUGAGCAGGCCCCGGUGCGGGGCAGAGCCAUCUCCCUGUUUGGAGAUGUCAUCUGCAGCGGCGGCAAGAAGCAUCGGCCGGUGCUCAAGAGCUAUGCCUUCCAGGCCCUGGUACCACUGCUCUUUCACCUGGAGGACUCCUGCCCCAAAGUGGUCAUGAAUACAAAGCUGACCUUCCUGCGCUGUGCCAUCCUGCUCAAGUGGGAGUUUCGGAAGGAGCUGUUCGGGAAGUUGGCGUGGGGCCAUGGCCUAGGCGCUGAGAACGACAUUUUCAUCUACAUGGCGUUGAUUUACCUAGCCAGCCCCCACAAAAACCUGAAGCACACGGCCAUGAAGUUCAUCGGGGGCAUUCUGCAGGAGUACUUUACCGACCUCUGCUUUUCCCUGAAGAAGGGUGACCUGAAAAUCCUCAGGAAAUACAUGGAGGUCCUGAAGCAGGACCCAGACUCCGUGAGCCGCAGAUUCUACCACAGGUUUUUGGAAGACAUCAGUGAACUGUCCCAGUUUGUGAGGCAUUGAGCCCCAGCCGAGGCCGCACUUGUUCCUGGCAGAUGCUGUGUUAUUUCUCUAUUAAAUGUGACAGAGUUC
This is a messenger RNA of Neomonachus schauinslandi (Hawaiian monk seal), 3132 nucleotides long. Its product is annotated as maestro heat-like repeat family member 5. Gene Ontology annotation, cellular component: cytoplasm. The record is from RefSeq and is a predicted model, not a curated record. The transcript has 25 exons. NCBI's taxonomy places the organism in Eukaryota, Metazoa, Chordata, Mammalia, Carnivora, Phocidae. Bases 1 to 3063 code for a protein of 1020 amino acids.